This is a messenger RNA of Cotesia glomerata, 1739 nucleotides long. It is a transcript of the gene Dhps, whose product is annotated as probable deoxyhypusine synthase. Gene Ontology annotation, molecular function: deoxyhypusine synthase activity. Lineage: Eukaryota; Metazoa; Arthropoda; Insecta; Hymenoptera; Braconidae. The transcript has 7 exons. The record is from RefSeq and is a predicted model, not a curated record. The coding region runs from base 266 to 1399 and encodes 377 amino acids. Gene Ontology annotation, biological process: peptidyl-hypusine biosynthetic process. Gene Ontology annotation, cellular component: cytoplasm.
GGAUGUGCAUUGUAAAUUUUAAAUUUAUUACUUUUUUUUUUUUUAUUAAGCAAUCAUGAUUAAUUAUUAAUGAUUCUAUUUAACUUUUGAUUUAAUGUUCUAAUUCUUUUAAAAUUUAUUUGACAUUGUGUAUAUUUACACUUGACAAUUUAUGCAUGAAAACUCAUAUAAAAUAUGUUGUAUGAGGUUAGCUGAAAAAGUCACAACAGAAAGAACGAAAUCAAAAUUCAAGUAAAUUUUGCUUAAUUUUAUCAACAAUAAAAUUAUGGAUAGCCAAGUUAUUAAUGAUGACGUUCUAACUAGUUCUAAGAAUGCCGUUUUGAUGUCGAGUGUCCCUUUACCCAGUGACAUCCUACAAAUUCAAGGAUAUGACUGGAAUAAAGGUAUCGACUAUCACAAUUUAUUUGAAAGCUACAGACUGUCUGGUUUUCAAGCUACUAAUUUUGGAUUGGGAGUAGACGAAAUAAAAAAAAUGAUAGACUGUAAGAAGAUACCAUUAAACGUAGAUCAAAUCGAUAGUUUUGAACAAGAUGAAUUUAUAAAAAGAAAAAGUUCUUGCACCAUUUUUUUAGGAUAUACGUCAAAUAUGGUAUCAUGUGGUGUACGAGAAUCUAUACGAUUUUUAGUACAGCAUAAAAUGGUUGAUUGUAUUGUGACAACAGCUGGUGGUGUAGAAGAGGAUCUGAUAAAAUGUUUAGCACCGACUUACUUGGGUAAAUUUGAAUAUGAUGGUAAAAAUCUUCGUGAUAAAGGAUUAAAUAGAAUAGGAAAUAUGAUUGUUCCAAAUAGCAAUUAUUGUCUAUUUGAAGACUGGUUGAUGCCUAAAUUAGAUAAAAUGCUCGAAGAUCAAGAGGAAAAGGGUAUGUUGUGGAGUCCGUCAAAAAUAAUAACACGGCUUGGUGAAGAAAUAAAUAACGAAGAAUCAAUUUGUUAUUGGGCAGCGAAAAAUAAAAUCCCUAUUUUCAGUCCAGCUUUAACCGAUGGUAGUCUUGGAGAUAUGAUGUAUUUUCAUUCGUUUAAAAACCCAGGACUUGUCGUUGACAUUCUUUCUGAUUUAAAACGACUUAAUACGAUUGCCGUUAAAGCAAUAAAUACCGGAAUAAUAAUAGUUGGAGGUGGAGUUAUUAAACACCAUAUCUGUAACGCCAAUUUAAUGAGAAACGGUGCAGACUUUGCUGUAUUUUUAAAUACUGCAUCUGAAUUUGAUGGUAGUGAUAGUGGUGCACGACCAGAUGAAGCUGUAUCAUGGGGAAAAAUUCGUAAAACUGCAACUCCUGUUAAGAUAUACGCCGAAGCUUCUCUUAUUUUCCCGUUACUAGUCGGCGAAACAUUUGCUCGAGAAUUCCAUUUAGCUAAAAAUUCAUCAACUUCUAACACUGAAGAAAUCACAAAAAAAUAACUAAGAUAUCAAUUAGACAAAUAAUAAAAUAGCUAUAUUUUUCUAAGUUAUUGUACAUUAACAAUAAUCUUAUCAAUUUUAUUAUCAUGAAUUUAUCUCAGAGCUAAGACCACGAAAUGUUUAUUUGAAAAUCUAAUCUAUAGUUAAAUUUUCAAUUGAAAUAAUAAUUAAUCAAUGUAAAUAUUUGUCGAAAAUUAAAAAUAAAUAAUUCUUGUUAAAAAAAAAGAAUGAUAAUGUUUUGAAAUUUUCUUAUUUUUAAGGCGACUUCUGUAUUGAAUUUCACAGAAAUGUGUAAGGUGAAAUUGAAAAAAUUGGAAAUAAAUAUUAAUAUCGUCUUGAA